Messenger RNA from Exophiala spinifera, 1998 nucleotides. Its product is annotated as arginine-tRNA ligase. The coding region runs from base 1 to 1998 and encodes 665 amino acids. Gene Ontology annotation, biological process: arginyl-tRNA aminoacylation; mitochondrial translation. The transcript has a single exon. The record is from RefSeq and is a predicted model, not a curated record. Gene Ontology annotation, cellular component: cytoplasm; mitochondrion. Gene Ontology annotation, molecular function: ATP binding; arginine-tRNA ligase activity. Lineage: Eukaryota; Fungi; Ascomycota; Eurotiomycetes; Chaetothyriales; Herpotrichiellaceae.
AUGGCAACGCUCACCGAAGGUCGUCUUUCAGCUUUAUUCCAUGAAUUAGGACUAGAAGCUUGGCCAUCACUAUCUCCAAAUACAGAUAUCAACCACAACCCGGUUGAAAUAUACAUCAGGCAUUUAGCGGAAAUACUGGUUCAAGUCACUGGUUGUGACCCUCAAGUUGCACUUGAGUCUAUACAAUGGCCAGUGGAAGACUGGGACCUUGUUGUCGCCCUCCCUCGCCUUCGACUUGAAGAUAUCGACGGCGACAACCCUGCUGCAGACCUCAAACAAAGGGUACGAUGCGAUGUGUAUUCCACCUACGUGCUUGAGGACUCUUGGCUAACUUUGCAGUUUCCCCCCUCGUCCCUGUUCGCAAACCCCGUGGACGAUGGGAUUCAGUUACGCUUUCUCUUUGCGCCGAUUACCCUUGCACGUAUCCUCCUCUCUUACAUCCUUGACCGCGGUACUUUAUAUGGAAGUGUGGCCGAGGAUGAGGUUGUCGGCGUUGCGCCUCCCUACAGUACUGUUAAGAAGAAGCUCGUUGUGGACUUCUCCUCCCCAAACCUCGGCAAGGAGUUUGAUGGUAAUUACUUGAGAAGCACCAUCAUCGGCAACCACAUUGCAUCACUGUACCAUGAACUCGGGUGGGAUGUGUGUAAAAUGAACUUCCUGGGCGACUGGGGCCGGAAUAUUGGGUUGCUGGCGGUGGGCUGGCUCAGAUUUGGGUCCGAGGAGCUCUUUAAGUCAGAUCCACUGAAGCAUCUUGUGGAUGUUUUCUCACAGAUAGAUACCCUCUCGCGCACUGCACUGGCAGAGGAGAAAAGAGCGAUCACGGCAGACAAGGAAGCAUUCUUUAGACGAAUGGAAGAUAGGGAUCAGGAGGCUGUCGAGCUAUGUCGCAAAUUCCGUGAUGCUUGCUUACAACAGUACGAAGAGCAGUACGCAAGACUGAACAUCACAUUCGACGACUACUCCGGAGAAUCUUUGGUUAGACCUGAGACCAUCGCCGAAAUCGAGACGGCUCUUCGAGACCGUAACGCUUACCGACAAAGUGAAGGUGCUUGGGUUAUCGAUUAUGAAAGCUUGGGGUACAGGGGUUCGACGACUUCAAUUGCACGAUAUAGUGACGGAACAACCACUUAUCUCUUGAGAGACAUUGCUGCAGCAGUGGAGCGAUACAAUCAAUUCUCCUUCGACAAAAUGAUUUACGUGGUGACCUCGAGACAAGACUCGCACUUUCGCGAGGUCAUUGCCGCUCUUGAGAUUAUAGGUCAGUCUGACUUGGCGGCGAAGUUGCAGCAUGUGAGUUUUGGGAGGUUAAAGGGUCUCUCACGGCCUGAAGGCAGUAAUGGCUUGCAACUGAAAGAUAUCAUCGACCAAUGUCAAGGCACAGUGGGCCAAUUUCUGGAAGCGAACCCUGAAGAUCUCGAAGAACUUCGUGGUGAUACUACUAAUGACGUCUCUGGCAGUCUUGCUGCGGUAGGCCUCAUGGCACAAGAACUUUCCAUCCGCCGCGGCACCACGUUCAACUUUGAUCUUCACAAGAUGGGAGACAUGGACAGCCAUUCUGGCCUGAGCCUUCACUAUUGGUUUACUCAAGUUGACUGCAGACUCCAAGGGGUGAUCAUCGACCGAGCAGAGCUUGAGAAUGCAGACUAUACAAUAUUUGAGGGGGAAGCAUACUUUGAUACAUUGCGUGUUCUUAUUCAAUUCCCAGGCAUGGUCAAGACAUCGGUCAAGAACUUGGAAUCUUCGGUAAUCAUCAAUUAUUUGUAUCGUCUGACCGAUGUACUCUCUACGAUAUUUGAGAACGAGGUGGAGGGAGUUGGCGAGAGUUCACAGCAAAACAUGGCCCAACUUGCCUUCUUCGAAUGCGUCCGUCAGACAUUGAGCAAUGGGAUGGCAAUGCUUGGGAUGGUGCCACUACGAAUGCAAGUCUUUCUUCACUUGGUCGCAGUCAUGUUGCUGACUCAAUGUCUACUAGUGGGCAGUCAGAAAGUGUUGAUCUGA